AUGGUGCUCUCCUUCCUUUUCAGGGGCUCCCUUCUCUCCCUCUGCUUGCUCCUCUCCGCCGGGCGUUCUGUACUCUGCUUGGUGGAAGACGCUUCUUUCUCCUUCUCCUUCCAGGGGUUCCAGGAGACUCCCGGUUCUGAAGCCGGGAUAGCUCUCUAUGGAGACGCAGUGGUGGUCAACUCGAGCGUGAGGAUCACCAAGCCGCGGGCUCUGAGCAGGGGAAGGGUCAUGUACAGGAGGCGCCUGGCCUUCGGAAGGAAGCCCAGCUUCUCCACCUACUUCUCUUUCUCAAUCUCCCCUCAGAAGGGAGACGGGCUCGCCUUCUUAAUAGCUCCGAGCAGCGUCCCGCAGGAAUCCCUCGACGGGCGGCUGUUUGGGGUUUCCCCCGGCGUGUUCGCGGUGGAAUUCGACACCUCCAUGGAUUCAGAGUACAAUGACCCCAAUGGGAAUCACGUCGGUGUCGAUCUUGGCUCUGCAACAUCCGUCAUCGUGGGGAACGUUUCCAAGCUCAGCCUGGUUCUUAACAACGGCGAGAAGCUUCACGCCUGGAUCGACUACGAAGGGGAUUCAAAGAUUCUGGAGGUAUGCCUGAGCAAGUCCGAGUUUCCGAGGCCGUCGAUUCCAGUGGUCUCCUUUCCGGUCGACCUCUCUGGCCUAAUCUGGAAGAACUCCAUGACCGUCGGCAUUGCCUCUUCGAGUGGAAACUCCACUCAGACCAGCGCUCUCUUCGCCUGGAAUUUCGCCCUGAAGCAUGCCGCCGCCUAUCUGAUGCACUCGGAGCCGCUGGAUCCCCGGCCCUUCUUCAACCCUCCCAACCAGCCGCAGGACCACAUGCGGAGAGAUUACCUUCCGGGGGUCCUCAUCGGCCUCGCCUUCGGGGCCGUCUGCGGCGCCAUGGUCAUCAUCCUCGCCCUGUUCGCUUGGACUGCUUUCAUGUACCGGCGUCCGCUGGGGCCCGUCGAGUAUUCCGUCCAUCCUGUGGAAUGCGAGAAUGAGAAGAUGGCAGCUGCGGCUGCAUACCUGUCGGCCGGCGGCGCCGUCAAGGUCUGA
Molecule: messenger RNA, 1050 nt
Organism: Spirodela intermedia
Lineage: Eukaryota; Viridiplantae; Streptophyta; Magnoliopsida; Alismatales; Araceae
Source: the annotation of a GenBank genome assembly